AUGAGGGUAGGUCGAUGAAUUUCCCCAUAAAAGAAACUUAAGGCACUGAGUUUGCACAGUAGGUCCAGUCAAGCCCGGUGACAGGCAGAACCAGCCGGUGUUCAGAGUUUAGGCGGGAAGCGGAAGAAAGAGCAGCCCGACGUCCAGUGCUUCUCUUCGGUAGCGGCAGAACAAUUUGACUCUUAAUAAAAGAAAACCAGCCCGGAGAAGUGGAACAAGGCUGUUUAUGUGUCUGCAUUUCAUCAAGACACACAGGCUGCGGCAGCAGGUGGUUCCUUAUCAACUAAAGACACUACUGCAGAGGGUGUGAGAUGGAAGGUGAUUAGGAAGGUGAAACACCAAAAUUGAUAAUCGGAUGAAAAGGAAAAGAAGAUCAUGGCUGACAAACUUGACCAAUCACCCGAGGUUUGGACCGAAUCUCAAGUCAGCACCUGGCUGAAAUCAAUUGGAGUGCAGGAGCAGAACAUAAAAAAGCUUUAUGAGGAAGAAGUAAACGGACAAAUCCUUCUUACAUUAAAUGAGGAGUUUUUAAAGGCUAAGAUUUGCAUGAAAUCAGGGCCUGCUCAUUUGAUCAUUAAAAAGAGAGAUGAGCUCAUCAACUCAAAGCAACGAGAGGUUAAGCAAGAGAAGAAAAAGCCCAGCAGUGGUAAAAAAACUGAGUUGGAAUUGAAAUCAGUUCAGUGUGUUCCUACAGCAAGUGGAGACCCUCCUGCACAGACUCAUGAGAGUGUUGAAGAUGUCUCAAAAGAGAGACAAACUUCAACUUCAAAGGAAGAUUGCAGACAUCGACCAUUUGAUCAAGAAGGGAUUGAUUUCAUGUAUGUAAAGCACAGAGUCCUGCAACCAGCAUCAGGUGCUCUUGAUCUCAUAUCUCCAUGCCAUGAAUUUAAGUCAUUUGCCAUAGCUGCUGCAUUGGAUCGCACAAGACUCCAAGCUAAGUUUGCAAAAGAGGUCCUUAAAUUUGCCACUGGCUGUAUGAACAUUAGAUCAAAUGGUACAAUACACUUUGGUGUGAUGGACAGCAAGGAGGAUGCAGGUUAUGUGCAUGGUGAGAUAAUUGGUAUCCCUGUGAAAGAGAGAGAUAUUUUUGUAGAUGCUUUGGACUACAUUGAAAGAAGUGUCUGUUCUGACAAGGAGCAUGUACGCCAGUGUGUGCGGCCUCCAAGGUUCAUUGAAGUUAUGGACUGGGAAAGUACAGAAAAGAAGUAUGUGGUAGAGGUUGACAUUGUGCCUUCUAUUAGUAUUGUUAAAAGCAAGGUGUAUGCAGUUCGUCUGCCAAACUUCAAAGAGAAAACUAGCAAAGUGGAGUUUGAAAAAGAAGCCAUCCUGCAGAGGAUGGGUUCAAAAACGGAGCCAGUGAUUGACAAAGACCUAAGUGAUUUCUACCAGAGAGUUAAAGAUCGGGAUGCACAAAGGAAAGAAGCAGAGAAAAUGAAGUUCCUUAGUGCCCCAGAAAACUGCCAAGACCUAGGACGGAAACUAACAAUGCUGAUGACAAAUGGGAAGAAAUUCAUGGAAAAAGAUAAAUGGUUCAUACUCAUCACAAAUAGAUUCCUACCUGAUGACCUUUGCAACAUUGACUGGCUGCUCAACAUGAACAUAUUCUGUGUUUUUGACUUUGACCCAGACUCAAAGAUAUCAGGUCUUUGCAGUAGAUACCUUCAGCAUCAUGCUGCAAACAUGCAUUCUCUACAGAGUUACAGGAUACCAGGUGACAUGAACAUCAAAGAAUUCACAAACCAGUUGCAUCUGUUUGAGCAAACAAGCUGGAUCUUUUGUAAUGGCCGAACUGACUACAAAGGAAAUGAAACUCUGUGUGAUGAAAUGACUUGGAUCAAGACAAAAAUGACUUUCCUGAAGGAGUCUGUGUCUUCGAUCUGUAAACAACUCUUGCCAAAAGGAACCUUCCAGGUCAUUUUUCUUGUCACAUCCCCAGUUGAGAAACCCCUCUUGCACACGUUUAAUGAGUUUUUCCCUGUCAUGGAAGGCCAUGAAGACAUCAUCUGCAUCUGUCCAUCCCAGGAUAACUUCCAUAAGUGGCAAAGCUUUGCAGAGGGGUUAUGCCCAACAGAAACUGUGAACAAUUCCAGUGUUGUUGGGAUGAAAAUGAGUCACAUUAAUGCAACUCUGCAGCAAGUACAACCCUUUAAUUCAUGUGCCAGGAAACACUUGCCAGUGUUCGUAAAAGGGACUUGUCUUCUUGAAACACAUGAAGAAGAACAGAUGUAUUCACUGGAAAUUCUGACAGUGGAUCAUUGUGAUGAAUCAAGCAAAGACUUCAUUGAUGAGGAGAAAGCAAACAUUGAACACCAGUUCUACCGUGGUGGGAGAGUGAACUGGUUGAAUUUUUGGCUUGCUGAGCACAAGUAUGUUGGAGAGGUCAUUGAAAGAGAUGCUUAUCAAGAAGUUUCCAAACUUCUCCGUGAAGCUUUGAAAUGGAACACAGAUGAAACUCCAGUGAAAAGUAUUAACAUCUACCACCAUCCAGGAAGUGGUGGAAGCACUGUGGCAAGACAAGUGCUGUGGAACAACAGGAAAGAUCUGAGGUGUGCAGUUGUGAAGCCCUCAUACUCCGCUUCUCUUGUUGCACAACAUGCAGUUGAACUAAGAGAGUAUGAAGAAAUAGAUCCACAGAAGUGUCUUACUGUACUGCUUCUCAUUGAAGACUCAGACAAAGAAUAUCUCGAUGAUCUCAGAAAUGAACUGGAGGUUGCUGUUAACACCAAAAGAAUCCAGUAUAGAACUUCAUGCUUCAUUUUGUUGAGCUGUAGAAGGUCCCAUGAGCCAGAGAGGAAAUGCAAGGAGUCUCCAUUACAGAAUGUGUCUGUCACUCACGAGCUGUCUGACGAAGAGAGGACAGACCCAAAGCAGUUUGGCAAUGAAUUUGGUCUGUGAGAGUGUGCUAUUUGAGCACAGAUUUGGAAGGGACGAAUAUGUGUCAUUCCUGAGAGCACUUUUCAUAACGAGAUCAAGAAUAAGCAAAGGAGACAAAUCUGACAGUUUUUUCUCUCCUCUGAUUGAGCAUGUGUGUGACAAGGAAAAAAGCCCAGCCAAAGCAAUUGAGUUGCUCACCGAGGCAUUUGAGCGUUUCCAUAAAGAUCCAUUCUUUGCACAACAACUUGCUCGUCUUCAUUAUACUUAUGAAAAGUUUGAAGAGGCAAAACACUGGGCAGAGACAGCAGCUAAACAGCAGCCAAACAACUCCUACAUACUCGACACAAAGGGGCAGGUGUACAGGAAAUGGUUCCAAGCUAAAUGCAAGGCCAUUGACAAUGACAAUGUGCCAAAGACGGCCCAAAAUACAGCAGAUGCUGUAGAGACCGCACUGAAAGCCCUUGAGUGUUUUCAAGAGUGUGAGAAAGCCGCUGGUGCAGACAAAGAAAAAGUGAACAAUUCAGGAUUUUUUGCUGAAGUUGAAGUUGGAUGCAGUCUUCUCAAACUCAUUUCUUCAUUGGAUGUGUUUGCACACAGAACCAAUGGUCAUUCAGAGUGUAUGAAGUACCUGUUGACAGAUUACAUUCCAGAGGAAGUUAAAGAUGCCUGGGAGCCAUUUCAUGGGCGUUUGAAAAAACUUCACAAAACAAUGCAAGCUGCUUUGGAGUGGAUUUCAGAAGACCUGAGUUACUUUCAGACAGACAUUGGUGCAGAUGAAGAGGACAACCCUGAAAGUCCUGAAGAGAAGAUUAGCCAACCACUGAAAUGGCUGGCAAAAAAAUCUUCAGAGUAUGGGAAGUACUUCAGUGAAGCCCACUCUUAUGCACCUCAGGUGGAAUCAAUCCCAGCCAAUCUAACUCCAUAACAAAAACGCAUGAUCAUCUACCAUCUUGGUGGGGGUAACGUUACAUCAAUUCUCUCCAAGCUCACUGACCAGAGAGAUGCAGUACGUCUCUUAGAGAACAUCCUUUCUCUGUAUCCCAGCAAUCCAUUAAAGGCAAAUUUUGGUCAAAGGGAUAUUGUCAAUUACAUCACGGCCCACAUUUCACUGAACUGCCUGUCUCCAGAUACUCAAAAGGUCACUCCUCUGAAAAAUCUACAGGCACUUUGUCGUCAGUUCCCUUCUGAUAAACGAAAAUGCUUACCAAGUGCCCUGUUCCUGCUCACCUUGCUGUUCUGGCCAGAGGAUCAUGACACAAAUCAUGAGAAAGAAACCAAAUAUGAAAAGGUACAAUCAGCAGUUGAACACCUGGAAAAAGACUACUGGAUGAAGAUGAAGGACAUUCCUCAGAGGAAAAGAAGGCUUUACACCCAUUUUUUUCUGGGCAGUGUGAAUGGAUUGGAUAAAUUUGUCCACAAGAAAAAGUUUGAAAGUGUCACCAAGGUGUUCUCAUUCUCUGAGAAACGCAUGAAGUGGUUUAGGGGUGAGCCAUGGAAACAACCAGAGAUUGCCAUGAUGCUGAAACGUGUGUCUGGAUGGACUGAAGAUGGAGUGGUGUACCUUGAUGGCCCCAAGAAAAAAAAGUUCAACAUCUUACAUCUUCAUGUGCCUUCAGUGCCUCAUAGUAAUGAGAACAUCACUUUCUACCUUGGGUUUACCUACAGAGGCCCCGUUGCCUGCAACAUCCUUGUGAAAAAAUAGUUUGCCUUUGAGCAAUCAUCCCUCAAGGCUGUUUUAAACUUGCUUGAACAUGGAACUAGCAUUGACUAGGCAAUAUUGAAAAGACAAAAGAGAAUAUCUAGAUGCACAUGGAACAGUAUUAGUACAUAUUUGUAUAUAUGUGUUUUUCAUUGACUUUGAAAAGACCAAAUUUGGAUUUCCUGAGUAUGAAAAUAACAAACCCCUUUUAGAUUUGGAGUUUACACCUGGCAUCACGAUGCCCUUCAAAUACAUCUCAAGUGUGAAUUUGUGUUUGUUUUGUGCUAACUGGAGCACAUGAAAACUGAAGUCUACUUAAGGGAUUUAAAGUAUUUGGUGACUCAAAUCUAGUGACCUGAAUAUAAAGUUUGACUUUAAAUGGAGUCAGAUUUAAAAUCAAGACACAUUGAAGGUCCAGACAUUAAGCACUGUUGAUUAUGUUAAUAGCUCUCUCAGCUUUGUUAUCCAGGAUACAAUGUAUAAAAUAGAAUUAUAAGGUACUACUUAUCAAAUGUCUUAAUCACUUCCUUGGGCUUUGUGUCUUUGCUUUCAAGAUAACUGGUCUUAAAGCAACAGUACCACAUUUAGUUAGAGAAUAAUGUGUAUUCAUUUUGAUGUGCUGCAAAAAAACAAAUAUUGAAUGUAGUGAUUGUGUAGGCCUACAUGUGGUAUCAACUUAACAGAACCUGUAAUAACCCCAGAUGCCCUUUAUAUGAAACAUUAAGUAAAUUCAUUGCCAGUCUGUACUCAAACUUUUACAUCUCUGCCUGUUUUAUUUCUUAUUUCUCGAUCAGUUUACACUUUUUUUUUACAUUUUGUACACUCCAGUUAUAUGGGAUUUCUUUAUUUAUGUUAACUUCAAAGGGAAAUGUUGUACCUGCCAACUUUGUUUUUCAUAAAUAUUUGUAACACAUGUGUUUACAUUCAGUAAAAAUUGUUUUCCAAAUUCUC
Labrus mixtus (cuckoo wrasse) is the source of this 5524-nucleotide messenger RNA. Its product is annotated as sterile alpha motif domain-containing protein 9-like. Lineage: Eukaryota; Metazoa; Chordata; Actinopteri; Labriformes; Labridae. Gene Ontology annotation, molecular function: protein binding. Gene Ontology annotation, cellular component: cytoplasm. The transcript is spliced from 4 exons. Bases 376 to 2895 code for a protein of 839 amino acids. The record is from RefSeq and is a predicted model, not a curated record.